This is a messenger RNA of Fusarium odoratissimum NRRL 54006, 804 nucleotides long. RefSeq lists its product as uncharacterized. The transcript is spliced from 2 exons. The record is from RefSeq and is a predicted model, not a curated record. Bases 1 to 804 code for a protein of 267 amino acids. Lineage: Eukaryota; Fungi; Ascomycota; Sordariomycetes; Hypocreales; Nectriaceae. Gene Ontology annotation, molecular function: guanyl-nucleotide exchange factor activity. Gene Ontology annotation, cellular component: cytoplasm.
AUGUUGCGCGACCCCAAGAACAUCAAGGCUCUCGCUGCCGGUUCCAACCACAUUCUCGCUCUUGACGUCAAGGGUAACGUUUUCGCUUGGGGCUGUGGUCAGCAGAACCAGCUCGGUCGACGCAUCAUUGAGCGUCACAAGAUGUCCUGUCUCAGCCCCCGGGGUGUUUGUCUGCCACGCGGCAGAAUUAGCAAGAUCGCUUGCGGUUCGUACCACAGCUUUGCCCUUGACACGGACGGCAAGGUUUACGGCUGGGGCCUAAAUAACUUCGGUCAGGUCGGUGUCGAAUCUAACGCUGGUGAGGACGAUGCUGUCAUCCUUCGACCUGCUAAGCUUUCCUACCUUAAUCAUAAGAAGAUCACAGACAUUGAUGGUGGCGGGCACCACUCCGUCGCUUGCUCCGCCAAUGGUGAUAUCUUGACUUGGGGCCGUGUCGAUGGCUACCAAGUUGGCUUCGAGUUUGACAAGCUUUCUGGUGACAACACCAUCUACGACGAUCGAGGCAAUCCUCGUAUUCUCUUCAGGCCUACUGUCCAACCUGACCAUAACGACAUCGUCGCUGUCGCCGCUGGUACUGACAACAGCUUCGCCAUCGCCUCCGACGGAAAGGUCUUCUCUUGGGGCUUUUCUGGCAACUACCAGACCGGCCAAGGCACGACCGACGACAUACACACUCCCACUGUGAUCGAUAACACCGCCAUCCGUGGCAAGCAGAUUAUUGGAGCCGGCGCUGGUGGUCAAUACUCUGCCCUUUUCAGCGUCGCUGAAGAUACUUCCUUGGGCCCACCAAACAUGUUGGUAUAA